UGUGCUAUCUAUAGGUGUUGCCGGUGCCCCUCAUCCCUCCGGACGUCGCGAGUCGAGGGAGCUCCUCUUCUUCUUCCCAUGCGCUGGCCAAAGUGGAGAAUGUGGCAGCCGCCUGCGGUGCCAAGGCCAUCCUGUCCACAGUCGCCUACCACACCGCCGUGCGCGCGUCAGCAAUCCGAGACACUUUGCUGUCGAGGUCCGGCGGGCGACCGUCGUGGCCAAAGCUUCCCUGGAUGCACACCGACUUGUGGGUUUCCAAGCAAAACAAAGAGGCCGAGGAUUACUUUAGGGGUCGCGGGGAGGCCGAGGAGAGUGAAAGAUGCUGCUUCCUCCAGUUCACGUCGGGCUCUACUGGCGAUCCCAAGGGCGUCAUCAUCACCCACUCCGCUCUCAUCCACAACGUGAAGCUGAUGCGGCGGCGGUACAAGAGCACGUCCAGGACGGUGCUGGUGAGCUGGUUGCCGCAGUACCACGACAUGGGUCUCAUCGGGGGCCUCUUCACUGCGCUGGUGAGUGGUGGCACCGCCAUUCUCUUGUCGCCCACGAACUUCAUCCGGAGGCCCUUGUUGUGGCUCGAGGCCAUGAGCAAGUACGGGGCAACGCACAGCGCGGCACCCAACUUUGCGUUUGAUCUCGUCGUCAACAAGAUGAACCAACAACCCGGCAUCACGUACCAGCUCUCGUGCCUCAAGUUCCUCAUGGUCAGUGCCGAGCCGGUAAGAAGCUCCACGCUCAAGAGAUUUCUCAAGACCAUGGAAAGCUCGGGGCUCAAGGAAGAGGUUGUUGCUCCUGGUUAUGGACUGGCCGAGAACUGUGUGUUCGUCAGCGUUGCAUGGGGGCGGGGCAGGCCUUUAGUUGUGGACUGGCAAGGCAAGGUUUGCUGCGGGUAUGUGGACAGGGGCAACCCGGACGUGGAUGUGAGGAUCGUAGAUCCAGAGACUGGCGUGGAAGUGGGAGACGGUGUGGAGGGAGAGAUUUGGGUGAGAAGUCCGAGCAAUGGUGCCGGUUACUGGGGAAACGAGAGGCUCAGUCAGGACACUUUUCAUGCAAGGUUAGAAGGCGGUGAAGAAGCUAACAGGUUUCUCAGGACUGGCGACCUGGGAAGGGUGGUCAAAGGCAUGCUGUUUGUGACUGGGCGGAUCAAGGACUUGAUUAUCAUCAGGGGCCGGAACGUCUACCCGUCCGACAUUGAAAAGACCGUGGAAGCAUGCUCCGGAUCACUCAGGCCUGGAUGCUGUGCUGCUUUUGGUGCGCCUGGACGAGCCCUCCACUCCAAAGGGAUCAAAGUUUGUGACGAGGACGAAGUUGGGGUGGUGGUGGUUGCAGAAGUGCGAGACGAAUCAAAGGUUGAUCCCGAGCAGCUCACUGCACACAUUUCCUCUAUGGUUGCGAGUGAGCAUGGCUUGAGUGUCGCUUCGGUGAGGCUCGUCAAGCCGCGAACGAUCUCAAAAACUUCAUCGGGAAAGAUACGGAGGCUUGACUGUUUGAAGCAGUUCACUGAGGACAGGCUGGACAGCAUAAGUCCCACGAUUGAGAAGACUAAGAAAAUUCUAAGACUUCGAAGGUCGAGAACUUUUAGUGGGACUCCUAGCGUGAUACCACCGACGCCGCCACCGUCUGCUGCCAGUGUUGCUCGUAGCAAAGCCGGGGUUACUAGCUUCCUGACGGAGAUCCUGGCUGAAAAGUUGGGAUUAUCUCAGGCUCAAGUCCUUUCCACGAAAAGCUUCGCAGAUUAUGGACUGGAUUCGAGCUCUGUCGUGUGGGCCGCUCACAAGCUCUCAUCUUUCUUGGGAGUUCACGUUGCUGCUAUAGACAUCUACACGGCCGGCUGCAUCUCAGAGCUUGCCGACUCAGUCGAGAGCCUGGUGCUCACCACUAAGUCCUCUACGUCUUCGCAGCCAGUAGUGCCACCUGCGAUACCAGAAACCGAUGUCUCGGCUAAGGGGCCGAGCAAGACCGAGAUCUCAAACUUCAUCUGCCAGAUCAUCUCCGAACGGACAGGCAUCGACUUGUCCAAGCUGUCGCCGUCCCAAAGCUUUGCAAACUACGGCCUUGAUUCCGUUGCGGUGGUGUGGGCAUCACAGAAGCUAUCCAACUUUCUGGGAGUUCACGUUGCGGCCAUCGACAUCUACACUGCUGGUUGCAUAUCUGAGCUGUGUGACGUGGUGGACGGUCUCGUCGGCAAGACAGUAGUAACGCAGCAGCAACAGGGCACUGAAAUCGAUGAUAAAGCUAGCUUGUCAUCGUGCCGCGGGGGACCUUAUACAGAUGACGAUUUUGAGGGCGAGAUCGUGACGGACUCUCAGCUGGAAUCCGGCAUUCUUCCAUCGCUCCAACGCCAAGUGUGCAUCACUCUUCUACAGCUCCUGGGCAUCAUUUACGUGGCAUGGACGCUCCUCGUCCCUGCAGCGUUUAUCCUGAGGCAGUUCACGUCCCUGGUUGCAGACCGGCCUGUUGUCGCUGCGGUGCUCUGUGCUCCCUUGUGCUGGUUGCUCUACAUGGCAGCCACGGCGUUGGCAGCCAGUCUUGGGACGAGCUUCCUGCUUCCGGUGCUUCAUCUUCGGACCACAGUCCCGCUAUGGUCGCUCAACUUCGUAAGGUGGUGGACAUGCUACAGGCUCCAGGAUUUCGCAUCGGCCAGGAUAGUAGCGACUCAGUUGCGGGGAACGGUUUUUGUCAACUGGUGGUACCGUCUGCUGGGAGCACAGAUUGGAUCCGGAGUUGAGCUGGAGACAACAGAUAUUACAGACCCUUGGCUUGUGGUGCUGGGUGACGGUGCUGCCAUCGGAGAGGGUGCAACCCUGCAGUGCCACGAGGUGAAAGCCGGUGCUGUCCAGUUCAAGCCCAUCAGAAUAGGACGGAGGUGUUCCAUCGGUCCCUACUCUUUCAUUGGCCUUGGUGCAUCCCUGAGGGCCACGUCGGUGUCUCCACUGGGUAAGGUUGAUGGAACCAGCCAGCUUGGAGUUCGUCACCUUGAGGAUGAUUCUUCCAAAGUUCACCCCUCACGUCGACAGGACAAGAACAGCACAAUGUUGUACACAUUGUGUCAAGCAGCCGGGUUGUACGUUGUGAGCCUCGUAUCUGCGAUCUCCGGGGUGGUCGGAUACGUGGUUUUUGUGUGGCUCGUUGACAAGCUCGGUAUCCUACCGGCUGGAGCAAGGGAAUCACAAACAGGCUAUAUAGUGUCAUCGCUCUUGUCAACGUUCCCUUGGGCCGUGACUGCUGCAAUUCCGCUCUCAGUGUUUCAAGACCCGAGCUCGAUCGUCGACUACUUGAUAUACGUUGCUCUUCAGGGGAAGCUGCUGGCGCUCGUGCUGUGCAUGGGAUGUGCCUAUAUCGGUUAUGGUGCCAGCCUCUGCUGGAUGACUUGGCUUCUGAAAUGGAUACUGGUUGGGAAGCUGGAACGCAAGGGAGAAGUGAGGAAGAACUCGAGCUUUGGAUAUCGUCUCUGGCUGGUUCGCAGGCUCCUUGCAACGACACAUGCGAGAUUUACAUUCCUGCUCACGGGCACCGAAGCCUUGUGUUUCUACCUGCGGGUGCUAGGUGCCAAGGUUGGAGACCGAGCUUCAGUCCGAGCUAUAAACGCGAUACUGGACCCAGAUUUACUGGACCUGGGAAGUGGAUCUCACUUGGGCGACUUUGCAAAAGUCAUCACCAGUGACAACGGUUGUUACGCGAGGCUUGACGUCGGGACAGGCUGCGUGGUUGGAGCACAGAGCGUGCUUAUGCCUGGCUCCUGCAUGGAGGAAAGCUCGUGGCUGGGAGCCUUGUCUGUAGCAACGAGCGGCUUUACACUGAAGCAGGGUGGUGUGUACCUGGGCGUAGAGAAUCCAACAAUGGUAUACAACCAUGCCUCGGUAGCUCACGAGCAAGACAGCAGGAUUGUGGCCAUGGACGCGGAAUACAGAAAGACGGUGGCCAACCUCUCGGCUCACAUAGGCAAAACGAGCCAUUCCGUCAAGUCGAGGUACUUCCACAGGGCUGGGAUAUGUGGCAAGGGACGCCUCACUGUGCUGGAAGACCUGGACAGCAGCUUUCCCCGCCACGAUGUCUUCUCCAAGGGGAAGUCGUAUUCGGUUGUUGUGAGGCACAGCAACAGCUUGAGCUCGGACGACGAUGCCAGGCCAGAUGCCCGCGGUGCUUCGCUGCGAAUCCUGAGGCACGACCACAGUUCGCUUCACGAGUCACUUGUGGAUCUCACGCUCAAGACGGGCCAGGCUUUCUACGCCAGAAAUAUUGCCGACUUUGUUACGUGGUUGACGACGAGCAGCAAGCGCAGGGAGGAGAUUGUGAAAGACUCCCCGCACAGAGGCGAUGCAGUGUGGGACUCUCUACGUCUGGGCAACUCAUAUGCCGAGCUGCACUACUACUCCAACGUUUCCAGGCUUUUCAAGUCGGCUUCGUCACCCAAGCGAGAAUGGUACGUGAGGUUCCGAAUGAGGCCACUGGAUCCGCAAUAUGGGGUUGACGAAGGACGGAUUGCACGGGAGGGUGUGCUCCCGCCGGACACCGGCGCGCUGCCUCGACGAGACAAAGACGAGCGUUCACCCAGCUAUCUGCGAGACGACUUUGCACGGAGGCUUGCGUCCCCGCAAGGCGUGGACUACGUGCUCCAGCUCCAGCUACGCCCAGUUCCCGACAGCCUCGCCGAGAGGGACCUCGCUAUCGACUGCACCCGCGCGUGGGACGAGCAAGCUUUCCCUUACGUGGACGUUGCCGCCAUACACCUUGACGAGCUUGUCGACCCCGCACUGACAGAGGCGAUGAGGUUCAACCCCAGGAACGGUGUGCCGAGCCUGGACAUGAUCCCGGCAACCAGCUUGCGGGAGUCGGCGUCCAUAGACCACGGGAGGUCGGUGGCCUACGACAUUGCUCAGUACGUGAGGAACGGAGCAGAGCUGCCCGGUGCAUGGAAAGCCCUCCUGAGAGACUCAGACGUGCCUCUCGCCAAUGACAUUUCCAACGACGGCAACAUCGGUUGCCCUGCUCUAUCCGGAUGCCUUCCGCCCAACGUGGCAGUGCUGCCGGAAACCAACUGCAAGACGGCGACGGCGACUGCCAAAACGAGGCUCAAGUUCGGUUUGAUUCGAAGCAUGCAGCCACUCUUGCAGCUGUUGGCCCCCGCUACUCUCCUCGGGCUCUCUCAGCUUGCAGCUCUCCUCCCGGCGGCGUUGAUCGCGUCUCGAGCACCCCGCAGCGACUGGCUGUUCCUGGCACUCGUCCUGCUCUCGUACAUGGUGUCGGCUCUCGUCUUGUCCCUGGGCAGCAUCUCAGCGAGGAGGAUCCUGGUUGGAGGAAGGAAGGGCGUGCAGGAGAAGAGCAGGAGCGAGCUGUGGGGAUUGAGGAGCCUCCAGGACACGGUGUGGCAGUGCGUCAACUCGGUUGCGUGCGGCUACUUCCUCGACCUCACCAGAGGCUCGGCACUCUCUACAGGCUACCUCCGGCAGCUGGGAGCGAGCAUCGACACCGCGGGUGUGUACAUGGACACACUGUAUGCUCUCAAUCCGGACCGCCUGAGCGUCAAGACCGGCAGCAGCAUUGGGCGAGACGCGCUACUCUUUGGUCACGUGUACGAGGGCGGCGGCGACGUGCAUUUUGGCAGCAACGGCGUUGGGGAGUACGCAUUCGUGGGCGCCCGCUCGCUUCUCCUCCCGGGAUCCAGCUUGGAGGAUGGAGCCGAGCUGCGUCCCCUGGGCCUGGCCAUGAAGAACGAACUUGUAAAGGCGUUUUAACUUACUGAUUAAAGAAUGUUUUUUUACCUCG
Selaginella moellendorffii is the source of this 5763-nucleotide messenger RNA. RefSeq lists its product as uncharacterized. Bases 234 to 5732 code for a protein of 1832 amino acids. The record is from RefSeq and is a predicted model, not a curated record. The transcript is spliced from 2 exons. Gene Ontology annotation, molecular function: heme binding; phosphopantetheine binding. Lineage: Eukaryota; Viridiplantae; Streptophyta; Lycopodiopsida; Selaginellales; Selaginellaceae. Gene Ontology annotation, biological process: lipid biosynthetic process.